AUGGAGCCCUUCUCGCCAGAAGCUCCACACUGCAACGGCGCCUCCAGUAGCAGCUCGCCCGCGGUGUCCAGCGACAGCCCGGGGACGGCGACCUCCUCGGGCACCGUCCGGAACGGGUCGGUGGCUACGACGACAUCGCAGCCAUCGGCUCCUCCUCCUUCCGUUCCAGCGGCCUGUCUCCCUUGUCGUACCAAACAUCUCAGAUGCGAUGGAAGUCACCCGUGUGGCCGUUGCACCGCGACCGGCAUCGUCGCCGAAUGUGCCUAUGUUGCCUCCCGCCGUGGGUACAAGGGCCCUCGCAGAAACCCCAAUAACCCUACUCCCGGCGCCAAUCCCAAUAAGCGGCAUGCGUCCUCAUCGCCCCCUUACUCGGGGACUACUCCUGACAGCUGCCCCAUGAUGUUGGGACAUGCGCCUGUUACCAUGGCCACACCCUCCGUUCAUGCCUUCAACCCUUCCAUCGUUCUGUCGGACCAGUCGCAGCUCUCCUUCCCGUCAACCCCCUCCGUUGCGAGCAUCCCAGUCUACAGGAACAACUAUAUGAUGGACAGCACCGCUAUGGCAUUGGCGACACAGGCCGCUCCGCCCAUUCAGCCUCCGGCAGCAACUUUGCCAGAGCGUUGUUUCGAGGCUUUCUACCACUAUUUCCAUGCCGGUCAUCCGUUCGUCUUGCCCAAGAGGAACUUGCUUGAAUUGCUUAAAAGUAACUCAGAGCCAAACCUUUCGGUAGUGAUGGCCGCCAUGAGAUAUAUCGGUUCCCUCUACGUUGAUGCAGGCCCUGCCAAGGCAAGGUUUCUGGAUGAAGCCAUACAGCUAUGCUACGCCCAAGGUGUGCGCAAGGACGGAUUCUUGAUCCAGGCGCUCUUGCUUAUCAUCAUUGGCUUGGACGGCAGUUGCGAGCAAGCAAAAGCUCGGGAACUCCUUGCUAUUUGUGAAAGAUAUGCCAUUGAGAUUGACCUCAACAAGCGUGAAUUUGCUGUGAUGCAUGGCCGAGGCGAUCCGAUCAUGGAGGAAAGUUGGCGGCGAACCUGGUGGGAUCUCUAUAUCUGCGAUGGCAUGAUUGCUGGUGUUCACCGGGUGACCAACUUCCUGUUGUUUGACAUCAUGACCGACGUUGGCCUUCCCUGCGAGGAGGAGGAGUACCACAAAGGGUGCAUCCCUUCACCGAUGAGUCUUGAGGAAUUUGACGACAAGGAGUUCCUGGACGAAGACCGAGAGUUCUCAUCGUUUGCGUAUCGUGUUGCGGCAGCCAGAAAUCUGGGCAGGUUGAUGCGGAUGCCGAACGUCAUGUUCCCGGAUGCGGCAGAGGUGGACAAGAUGGAGGCGCAUCUGUCCAACUGGAGAAUGCAUCUUCCGGAUAACAAAAGGGAUGAUCUCGAUCCGAAUUGCCAGCUUGAUGAGAUGAUGUUCCAAGCACACUUUAUCACCCAUGCGUGCACCAUUAUGCUCCACCAGCCUCUUUCCCAGCUUGACUCUUCGCCAGUCCAAGCUGUCAACUCUUGCGCGCCUCACAGGCCCGUCCGCUCAGGCGAUCAAUACAACGCCCAUACCAAGCACACCGUCACGGCUGCCUACGAGAUCAGCAAGAUGGUCACGCAAGCUGUUCCCGUGACCAGCCAUACGCACUUCUUCACCUGCGUCGUGACUCUCUCUUCCAUCGUCCACCUCUCCAAGUGGGCCCUUUACAUGAUCGAAGAUGAGGCCGACCUCCGCCAGCAAAUCCGGCUGAACAUCGGCGCCCUCAACAAGCUCAGCAAGGUCUGGAAGGCGGCCAAUACGGCUUGGGGCCAGGUCAAGGGCGUGGCGCAGGAGAUCUACCGCCAAAAGAAGGCACAGCAGAUCACCCCGGCUUUCUGGGUCGGCUAUACCCAGGAACAGAUGAUGACAUCCAUUCAGGCGGACGAAAGCAUCAUGAACGAGUUCAACCAAGGGCUGAUUGCCCAGGUUGGCGUUACUCAAGCUCAGUGA
Neurospora tetraspora is the source of this 1968-nucleotide messenger RNA. RefSeq lists its product as uncharacterized. Gene Ontology annotation, biological process: regulation of DNA-templated transcription; DNA-templated transcription. The record is from RefSeq and is a predicted model, not a curated record. The transcript has 4 exons. Bases 1 to 1968 code for a protein of 655 amino acids. Gene Ontology annotation, molecular function: DNA binding; zinc ion binding; DNA-binding transcription factor activity, RNA polymerase II-specific. Lineage: Eukaryota; Fungi; Ascomycota; Sordariomycetes; Sordariales; Sordariaceae.